UCCCAUCCUCAUUGUUUUCUUCCCCCUUCUUUUCCCAUUUCGCUCAUCCUUGAUUCCAUAUCAUGCAAGAAGCAAUCCCUUUCAGAACAUACAUCCCGGCCACCGCCACCGCGGGCAGUAAUCGGCGGUUGCCUCCGCUCGUUGUCGCCGCCACUGGUGUUGGAAAUGUACUGGUAUUCGCCAAUGGAGAAAAUUAUGUCCAAAAAUUGGUGUCAGAGAAUUCGGUUAUAGUGUUUGGGAAGCGUGGAUGUUGCAUGUGUCACGUCGUGAAGAAGCUCCUGCUAGGGCUUGGAGUUAACCCCACCGUGUUCGAGGUGGAUGAGAAGGAAGAAGCGGCGGUGAUUAAUGAGUUAGCGAAUAUUAGCGGUGAUAAAGACGGCAGUGAUGUGCAGUUUCCGGUGGUUUUUGUAGGUGGAAAAUUGUUUGGUGGACUGGAGAGAGUUAUGGCUACUCAUAUCUCUGGUGAGUUGGUGCCUAUUUUGAAAGAUGCUGGAGCUCUGUGGCUUUGACUGAUGCUUAAUUUUUCCCUUUGAAUUUUAUUUUCCCUAAUUUCAAUUCAUGUUUUGUUGGAUGAGUUUCUUUCUCUCAGAAAUUUCAGAGGAAGGAAUUUUCAUAUAUAUAUAUAUAUAUAUAGGAUUUUCUUUUUGAGUAGAUGAUGAGGUUGUAGCAAAUCAUCUAAUUUUAACUUUUGAUCUUGAUGUAGAUUAUAUAUGUAAUUUCCUGAUUGGUUGUAACUAAAAUUUGGGAAAAUUGAAUCUUCGUGGAUGCA
Molecule: messenger RNA, 769 nt
Organism: Manihot esculenta (cassava)
Lineage: Eukaryota; Viridiplantae; Streptophyta; Magnoliopsida; Malpighiales; Euphorbiaceae
Product: glutaredoxin-C9
Exons: 1
Coding region: 63-509 (148 amino acids)
Source: RefSeq, a predicted model, not a curated record